Chrysochloris asiatica (Cape golden mole) is the source of this 351-nucleotide messenger RNA. RefSeq names its product methionine sulfoxide reductase B1 (gene MSRB1). The transcript is spliced from 4 exons. Gene Ontology annotation, molecular function: peptide-methionine (R)-S-oxide reductase activity. NCBI's taxonomy places the organism in Eukaryota, Metazoa, Chordata, Mammalia, Afrosoricida, Chrysochloridae. The record is from RefSeq and is a predicted model, not a curated record.
AUGUCUUUCUGCAGCUUCUUUGGAGGAGAGGUUUUCCAGAACCAUUUUGAACCGGGUGUCUAUGUGUGUGCCAAGUGCGGCUAUGAGCUGUUCUCCAGCCGCUCAAAGUUUGAGCACUCGUCCCCUUGGCCGGCAUUCACUGAGACCAUCCACUCUGACAGUGUGGCCAAGCGUCCGGAGCACAAUCGGCCUGAAGCCUUAAAGGUAUCCUGUGGUCGAUGUGGCAAUGGGCUGGGCCAUGAGUUCCUCAACGAUGGCCCCAAGCGGGGACAGUCCCGAUUCUGAAUAUUUAGCAGCUCGCUGAAGUUCAUCUCUAAAGGUCAAGAAUCUUCUGCCACCCAGGGGAAGUAA